AUAACCGUUGCAAUGCUCCCUCAAAUCUCCCUCAUUAACGAGGAAGAGACCAGACUGCCGAUAGCAAGUGUGAGCAAAAUUCAGGACCUAAGGGCUAAAACAGCCUAAAUCCAGUCUUGUAGUAUACAUUAGCAACAAUGACUGUUGAAGUUAAUGCUGAAGAAACCCGGAUGACCGAGGUUAUUGCUGUUGUUCCUACUCAAGAAGAGACCGAGAAAGCUGUUGAAGGAGACGAAAAAGUGAAAGAUGGGGAUGAAUCUAAGCCCAAAAAAGUUGAGAAGUGCUCUUCUUAUAGGGAAGAGAGCAACUUUCUCUCCGAUCUUAAGGAGUUUGAGAAGAAGGCACUGAAUGAGCUGAAAGCGAAACUCGAGGAAUCCAUCCUCGGCGACAAUCUGUACAAGAAAGAGGGCCCGAAAAAGACACAUGAAAAAUCGGUAUCAGACGAGAAAGAUGCCAAAGGAGGCGACGAAAGCGAGAAAGCUGGGAAAGAAGAGGCCCAAAAUGAGGAGGAAAGGAAAGAAGAUGGCGUGGAUGAAAAGGAAAACACAGCACAAGAAUGCGAGGAGGAGAAACCCGAUGCAGGUACUGAAGAAUGCGAGGAGGAGAAGAAACCCGACACAAGUAAUGAAGAAAAAGGCUUUCAAACUGACACGGAAAUCUCCCUAUGGGGAGUGCCCCUUUUGCCUAGUAAAGGCGCCGAGGCUACUGAUGUAGUCCUACUAAAGUUCUUGAGGGCUAGGGAGUUCAAGGUGAAUGAUGCUUUUGAGAUGCUCAAGAAGACACUUCAAUGGAGGAAGGAGGCCCGGAUCGAUUCGAUCUUGGACGAGGACUUGUGCGCGGAUCUAAGCACGGCGGCUUACAUGAAUGGUGUAGAUCGCGAGGGUCACCCAGUUUGCUACAACAUUUUCGGGGUGUUCGAUAGCGAGGAGCUUUAUCAGAAGACGUUUGGAAGCGAGGAGAAGCGCUCGCAGUUCCUGAGAUGGAGGUGCCAGCUGAUGGAGAAGGGUAUUCAGAAGCUGGAUUUGAAGCCCGGAGGUGCUUCUUCGUUGCUCCAAAUCAACGAUCUAAAGAAGUCCCCCGGACCCGCCAAGAAGGAGCUUCGGAUUUCCACAAAGCAAGCGAUUGGGAUUCUACAAGACAAUUACCCAGAACUCGUAGCAAAAAACAUCUUCAUAAAUGUUCCAUUCUGGUACUAUGCUCUCAACGCCCUAAUAUCUCCUUUCUUGACCCAAAGAACCAAGAGCAAAUUCGUUGUUGCUCGUCCGGGAAAGGUCACAGAAACCCUGCUCAAGUACAUUCCGAUGGAGGAGAUUCCUGAAAACUACGGCGGCUUCAAGAAGGAGAACGAUUUUGAGUUCUCCGGCAAAGACGGCGGCGUGGCUUCAGAACUCAUAAUGAAGGCUGGAUCAACUGAAACCAUUGAGUUACCCGCAUUGGAGGUUGGAAGCACAUUGGUCUGGGAUUUGAGUAUUUUGGGCUGGGAAGUGAAUUACAAGGAGGAAUUCGUUCCGAUCGAUGAGGGUUCUUACACUAUCAUUGUGCAGAAGGCCAAGAAGAUGAGCUCUCAGGAAGGACCUAUUCGCAACAGUUUCAGAACCAAUGAACCUGGGAAAGUUGUCCUCACGAUCGAGAACACUUCGAGCAAGAAGAAGAGGGUUCUGCACCGGUACAAAGUCAACAAAAGCUACUAAUUUGUCUUGGAUUCAUGUGUAGGGCAGAGGAGAGAUGAAAAAAAAGUGGGAUAGAAAUUUAUUAUUUUGAUUCGUUCAUUGUGUUACAUUCUUUUGCAGAAGUAAAAUAUAAAUAAUGUAAUUUGAUUUGUUGCUCCGUUUGGAUCCUUUGCCGUGGGGUUUUCUUGUGCAGACUCGUGAGAUCACGUGAUUGUAUUUUUCUAUGUUUUGAAGAAAUUAAUUGAGAUGAUGUUUUUCU
Juglans microcarpa x Juglans regia is the source of this 1929-nucleotide messenger RNA. RefSeq names its product patellin-4. Gene Ontology annotation, molecular function: lipid binding. Lineage: Eukaryota; Viridiplantae; Streptophyta; Magnoliopsida; Fagales; Juglandaceae. The transcript has 5 exons. The record is from RefSeq and is a predicted model, not a curated record. The coding region runs from base 138 to 1691 and encodes 517 amino acids.